This is a messenger RNA of Pteronotus mesoamericanus, 1657 nucleotides long. It is a transcript of the gene PORCN, whose product is annotated as porcupine O-acyltransferase. Bases 175 to 1560 code for a protein of 461 amino acids. Gene Ontology annotation, cellular component: membrane; endoplasmic reticulum. The transcript is spliced from 15 exons. Gene Ontology annotation, biological process: protein palmitoylation; Wnt protein secretion; lipid modification. Lineage: Eukaryota; Metazoa; Chordata; Mammalia; Chiroptera; Mormoopidae. Gene Ontology annotation, molecular function: Wnt-protein binding; palmitoleoyltransferase activity. The record is from RefSeq and is a predicted model, not a curated record.
CUCGCCGCGCUGCCCAGGGAGCCGCAACUGGUCCCGGCCUUGCGGCCUGCUGGGGAGGCUGCCGGGAGGAGGCGGCGACGGUGGCGGCGGCGGCGGUGAGUCCCCGGCCCCUGGGACCGCAGCUUCCUUCCUGCCAGGUCCAUCCAUCUGUCCAUCCAUCCGUGGGGGGCUGCAAUGGCCACCUUCAGCCGCCAGGAAUUUUUCCAGCAGCUGCUGCAGGGCUGUCUCCUGCCUACUGCCCAGCAGGGCCUUGACCAGAUCUGGCUGCUCCUUGCCAUCUGCCUCGCCUGCCGCCUCUUCUGGAGGCUUGGGUUACCAUCCUACCUGAAGCAUGCAAGCACCGUGGCAGGCGGAUUCUUCAGCCUCUACCACUUCUUCCAGCUACACAUGGUUUGGGUUGUGCUGCUCAGCCUCCUGUGCUACCUCGUGCUGUUCCUCUGCCGACAUUCCUCCCAUCGCGGCGUCUUCCUCUCCGUCACCAUUCUCAUCUACCUGCUCAUGGGUGAGAUGCACAUGGUGGACACCGUGACAUGGCACAAGAUGCGAGGGGCCCAGAUGAUCGUGGCCAUGAAGGCGGUGUCUCUGGGCUUCGACCUGGACCGGGGCGAGGUGGGUGCGGUGCCCUCACCUGUGGAGUUCAUGGGCUACCUCUACUUCGUGGGCACCAUCGUCUUUGGGCCCUGGAUAUCCUUCCACAGCUACCUACAGGCUGUCCAAGGUCGCCCGCUGAGUCGCCGAUGGCUACAGAAGGUGGCCCGGAGCCUGGCACUGGCCCUGCUAUGCCUUGUGCUGUCCACCUGUGUGGGCCCUUACCUCUUCCCGUACUUCAUCCCUCUUGAUGGUGACCGCCUCCUUCGAAACAAGAAACGCAAAGCCAGGGGCACCAUGGUAAGGUGGCUGCGAGCCUACGAGAGUGCUGUCUCCUUCCACUUCAGCAACUAUUUUGUGGGCUUCUUGUCCGAGGCCACGACCACAUUGGCGGGAGCUGGCUUCACCGAGGAGAAGGAUCACCUGGAAUGGGACCUGACGGUGUCCAAGCCACUGAAUGUGGAGCUGCCUCGGUCCAUGGUGGAAGUUGUCACAAGCUGGAACCUGCCCAUGUCUUAUUGGCUAAAUAACUAUGUUUUCAAGAAUGCUCUUCGCCUGGGGACCUUCUCAGCUGUGCUGGUCACCUAUGCAGCCAGCGCCCUCCUGCACGGCUUCAGCUUCCACCUGGCUGCGGUGCUACUGUCCCUGGCAUUUAUCACUUAUGUGGAGCAUGUCCUCCGGAAGCGCCUGGCUCGGAUCCUCAGUGCCUGCGUCUUGUCGAAACGGUGCCCACCAGACUGUUCACACCAGCAUCGCUUGGGCCUAGGGGUACGAGCCUUAAACCUGCUCUUUGGGGCCCUGGCCAUCUUCCACCUGGCCUACCUGGGCUCCCUGUUCGAUGUCGAUGUGGAUGAUACCACAGAGGAGCAGGGCUAUGGCAUGGCAUAUACUGUCCACAAGUGGUCAGAGCUCAGCUGGGCCAGUCACUGGGUCACUUUUGGAUGCUGGAUAUUCUACCGUCUCAUAGCCUGAGGCACAUCUGUGGACACUUCCAGCUCCCUCAAGACCCCUCUUCAGGGUGCCAGCUCUGAUGGAGGAUGAGGGAAAACUCUCUCUCUAGUUCUUGACC